Lachnellula hyalina is the source of this 567-nucleotide messenger RNA. RefSeq lists its product as uncharacterized. The record is from RefSeq and is a predicted model, not a curated record. The coding region runs from base 1 to 567 and encodes 188 amino acids. The transcript has 2 exons. NCBI's taxonomy places the organism in Eukaryota, Fungi, Ascomycota, Leotiomycetes, Helotiales, Lachnaceae.
AUGGAUGGUCCUCGAAAGAUAGGCCAGCUACCUUUACAUCUCCAGGUGCAGCACUUCCGCAAAGCGGUCUCCACCAAUCCGACGCUCCUCACAAUCCUCAAGCUGGCGCCGCAACUCAAAUUGACCCAUUGGUACCUCGCUGCCGGAUCCAUCACGCAGACAGUGUGGAACUACGUAUCAGGUCUAGACCCUGAGACGGGCAUCUCGGACUACGACCUCGUAUACUACGAUGCGUCAGAUCUAUCAUGGGAGGCGGAGGAUAGGGUCAUCCAGGCAAGCAAGAAGCUCUUCGCCGGUAUAACAACAGAGGUGGAGACCCUAGAGGACGGGAUCGACAAUUUCAUUUCGAAUACCGCUAUCAUUGGUGUGCGAAUAAGGGAGGACACGAAGGGGCAGCAGGAAGAGGACGAAUGGGAUAUUUACGCGCCAUGGGGGUUAGCAGAUAUGUUCAACCUAGUCGUAAAACCAAACCCUGUUCUUGGAAAUAGGGAAUCGUAUGAGAAGAAGGUGGAAAGGUGGAAGACGAUUUGGACAGGGCUGACGAUCGACCCAUGGCCGAGGGAAUAG